Molecule: messenger RNA, 1743 nt
Organism: Mesorhabditis spiculigera
Lineage: Eukaryota; Metazoa; Nematoda; Chromadorea; Rhabditida; Rhabditidae
Source: the annotation of a GenBank genome assembly
AUGAAUAACCUCGGGAAAAUGCACCUCCCGAAUCUCCCGGAUACAUUACGCCAUUUCAUCUACGAGAAGUUUCAUGGUAUGGUCAAAAUCGCCACAGAGAACCAUGAAAAAGGCUUGGAUACGGGUCCGUCAGAAAAAGGCAAGCACAAAAUCUUCCCCUCCAGUCGGUUCUUCAUCGCAAUCCUGUUAUGCUUAUGCUUUGUAUCGCUUGCCGUCUCCACGUCAAAUCUUGGGGUGUCGAUGACGUGUAUGGUCAAGAAAACCUCAGCCCUCUCUGAAAGUGAGUACACCGACGAGAUGGCGUCAAUGAAACGGGAUGUAAAUUGGACGAGGACGGGACGAUCGGUUACGGAGACUCCUUGUAUGGAGAGAAAAAGGCGCGCCUCCGAAGCCGGCGACGACGUCGAGAAGGUGCACUGCUCCCAGGCGAACCUCUUGAGCUGGACUCCACUUGAGCAAGGCUUCGUCUUCGCUGCCCAGAACGUCGGCUCCUUGGCGAUGCUGGUGUCCGGGACUCUAUCUGAUCGUCUCAACUCCAAGUGGACCAUCUGCGUUGCGCUGACGCUGAUUGUGGUGUCGAAUGCUGUGAUUCCGCUAGUGGCCCACACAUCGGUCUGGCUCGUCUUUGCCUUCCGAGUUGUCUGCGGAAUGGGAGAUGCCUUCUUAUUUCCAUCAGCUACUUCACUCAUCACCCGCUGGUUCCCACCAAAGGAGAGACCCUUCGCCAUUGGAUUCGUGACUGGUGGAAGGCAAAUUGGCUCGCUCCUCAUCAUGCCUCUAGCCGGUAUCCUCUGCGAGCAGCGCGGCCAGUUCGGCGGCUGGACGGCCAUCUUCUACCUUUCAGCCGGCAUCGGAAGUGUCAUCCUGGUCAUCUGGCUUGUCCUGUCGGCCGAUAAGCCGAGCAAACAGUUUUGUAUAUCUGAGGCCGAACAAAAAUACAUUAGCCGCAAGAUCGAAGAAGAGAGUCUCGGAAAACGGACAGAACGUGGCAGCCCGCCGUGGAGCAAAAUCGCCAGAUGCCGCGCGCUGUACGUCGGAAUAUUCGCUCUUGUAUGCCACGAGUAUCCACUCGUCAUCAUGCUACAGCUCCUGCCCAUGUACCUCCGCGACGUUCUCCAACUCCCGAGCGGCCUCACGGGUCUCAUUGCUGCGCUGCCGAUCGGGAUUUUGUGGAUCUCAAAAACGCUCUCGAGCUCACUUUCUUCCGUACUCACUGCCAGAAAGCCUCCAAUUCUUUCGAAGACGACCAGCUGCAAGAUGUUCAACUUGAUCGCUUCUCUUGGUCUCGGUAUCUGCAUCGGAGCCACCCCGUUCGUCCACUCGACUGCUUUCUGCAUCGUCCUCCUCUGCCUAGCUAAUGGUUUUGCUGGCCUUCACACCCCUGGCGUGCAAACAGCCCUCGUUCAAAUCGCUCCCGCAUACUCUGGCGUGUUGACCGGAAUCUCGUUCGGUGUUGUGGCCAUGUUCUCGAUUGGGAAUAAGCUGCUCAGCAACUUUAUUUUAACUGAAGGCACCCCGGACCAGUGGAAGAUUGUGUUCCUGAUCUCUGCCGUCGUCGCCAUCUUGCCAGUCUUUUUCUUCACCCUUUGGGGAAGCGCGGACCGGGAACCGUGGGCAACCAAUCAGGGCAUGUCCCCGGAAGCGGAAACGCAGUCCCAGCGCUCGCAAAGCUCCAACGGCUCCGACAACACGUUGACAAGAUAUGCUGCGGCGAUCAACAAGGACUUGGACUUGGAAGCGGCU